AUGCCUACUGAGUGGAAGGAAGAUGAAGAAACAAUCGCGUUGGCUGAUGGAGUACAAACGAAGGAUAAGGUGUUGCAGAAGAAGGUUUCGUUUGCGGAAACCAGUCCCGCAUCUUCUAUCAGAAUUCAUCCUGAUGAAGAGCCGAUAAUAAUUCGCAAGCAUUCAAAGUUGGGAAGAAUUAUUAACUUCUUGUUAUGUAGGAGUGGAUCAGCUAACAAAAAACAAUCAAAACGUAUCCCCAGUUUGUCUCAGCUGUUCCAACACGCCGGCCCAAAGGAAUCAACUCUAUUAUACUCUGCCAUUUUCCUCGCCAUCUUAUCAGGAAUUCUUCAGUUGGCAGUUGGAGUUCUCACGUAA
Caenorhabditis remanei is the source of this 357-nucleotide messenger RNA. RefSeq lists its product as uncharacterized. The coding region runs from base 1 to 357 and encodes 118 amino acids. NCBI's taxonomy places the organism in Eukaryota, Metazoa, Nematoda, Chromadorea, Rhabditida, Rhabditidae. The record is from RefSeq and is a predicted model, not a curated record. The transcript has 3 exons.